AUGGCCAAUGAACAAGUAGAGCCUGUAGUCAGGGUGCGUGUGUCUACGAACACCAUACAGGGUGACAAAGGCUUGUCUACAGCCGGGGCGUGUGUGUCUAGGAACACCAUACAGGGUGACAAAGGCGUGUCUACAGCCGGGGCGUGUGUGUCUACGAACACCAUACAGGGUGAUAAAGGCUUGUCUACAGCCGGGGCGUGUGUGUCUAGGAACACCAUACAGGGUGACAAAGACGUGUCUACAGCCGGGGCGUGUGUGUCUACGAACACCAUACAGAGUGACAAAGGCGUGUCUACAGCCGGGGCGUGUGUGUCUACGAACACCAUACAUGGUGACAAAGGCGUGUCUACAGCCGGGGCGUGUGUGUCUACGAACACCAUACAGAGUGACAAAGGCGUGUCUACAGCCGGGGCGUGUGUGUCUACGAACACCAUACAGGGUGUCAAAGGCGUGUCUACAUCCGGGGCGUGUGUGUCUACGAACACCAUACAGAGUGACAAAGGCGUGUCUACAGCCGGGGCGUGUGUGUCUACGAACACCAUACAUGGUGACAAAGGCGUGUUUACAGCCGGGGCGUGUGUUUCUACGAACACCAUACAGAGUGACAAAGGCGUGUCUACAGCCGAGGCGUGUGUGUCUACGAACACCAUACGGGGUGACAAAGGCGUGUCUACAGCCGGGGCGUGUGUGUCUACGAACACCAUACAGAGUGACAAAGGCGUGUCUACAGCCGGGGCGUGUGUGUCUACGAACACCAUACAGGGUGACAAAGUCGUGUCUACAGCCGGGGCGUGUGUGUCUACGAACACCAUACAGAGUGACAAAGGCGUGUCUACAGCCGGGGCGUGUGUGUCUACGAACACCAUACAGGGUGACACAGGCGUGUCUACAGCCGGGGCGUGUGUGUCUACGAACAACAUACAGAGUGACAAAGGCGUGUCUACAGCCGGGGCGUGUGUGUCUACGAACACCAUACAGGGUGACAAAGGCGUGUCUACAGCCGGGGCGUGUGUGUCUACGAACACCAUUCAGAGUGACAAAGGCGUGUCUACAGCCGGGGCGUGUGUGUCUACGAACACCAUUCAGAGUGACAAAGGCGUGUCUACAGCCGGGGCGUGUGUGUAUUCGAACACCAUACAGAAUGACAAAGGUGUGUCUACAGCCGGGGCGUGUGUGUCUACGAACACCAUACAGAGUGACAAAAGCGUGUCUACAGCCUGGGCGUGUGUGUCUACGAACACCAUACAGGGUGACAAAGGCGUGUCUACAGCCGGGGCGUGUGUGUCUACGAACACCAUACAGGGUGACAAAGGCGUGUCUACAGCCGGGGCGUGCGUGUCUACAAGAAAAUACAAAAGAUAA
Molecule: messenger RNA, 1362 nt
Organism: Haliotis rufescens (red abalone)
Lineage: Eukaryota; Metazoa; Mollusca; Gastropoda; Lepetellida; Haliotidae
Exons: 1
Coding region: 1-1362 (453 amino acids)
Source: RefSeq, a predicted model, not a curated record